AUGCUGGCGCAGGGCCUGGAGCCCGUCAGCAAGUCUUUGGAGCGCAUCUGGCCCGGGGCGGCGGAGGGCAUCUUGCCACACUGCCCUAGCCUGCGGGACCCGGACCAGGGCGGACUGACUGGAACGGGGCACGCGGAGCUCUGUUCGAGAGUCCUGAGCGAGAAGCAGUGGAUGGAGCUGAUGGAGGCCUUCAUGGCAUGGCCAUUCCACCCAACGUACGAGGAGAUGAUUGGGCGAUUGGCGGACGACGUUGAGCCCUCCGACGAUGAUCACAACGCCGGCGGCAGCAGCAUGUCGACGGAUGCGGCAUUGGCGUAA
Messenger RNA from Colletotrichum scovillei, 318 nucleotides. RefSeq lists its product as uncharacterized. The record is from RefSeq and is a predicted model, not a curated record. The transcript has a single exon. NCBI's taxonomy places the organism in Eukaryota, Fungi, Ascomycota, Sordariomycetes, Glomerellales, Glomerellaceae. Bases 1 to 318 code for a protein of 105 amino acids.